AUGGCCUAUUCGCCGUUCGAACCGUACCGGAAGUUUGAUAACCGGAAGCAACAGUUUGCACCCACAGCAUUAGUCAUGGGGCCCAUACAAUUAACUUUGAAGAACGUCGCAUGGACAGAGCAGCGCAUUAUACACGUUACCAAUCCCCUGCCAUGGCUGUGCGAUAUCUUAGCCCUAGCUUUGGCCCUUGUACCACUACCGGCCGAAAAAGGAGCUGGUUUUUUAACUCAUCAGAGAGAGGAAAAAAGUAACGACUUAGCAGGAUACGCGGGGAACAUGAGAAGGUCAGCUAUGCGCUUUAUGGUAGUCACACUUGGGGCGUGCCUCUUGGUCUGCUAUGCAGCGUUGGUUUUCGACGAAAUAUACAAAUAUAACAAAGGGAAGGUGGUUUCGGCUAUUCAGGGAUCGGAUGAGGACUGGCCGGUUCAAAUAGCCCGGGGUAUAUACUAUAUCACUAGCACAGUGAUAUUCACGAGUAUCACGGCGGUGACUAUCAUAGAGUUGGUGGUUUGGGUUCUUACUUUCUGUAUUUGCCUCCUUUUCGAGGAGACAGGCCAAAGAACGUGA
Bipolaris oryzae ATCC 44560 is the source of this 567-nucleotide messenger RNA. RefSeq lists its product as uncharacterized. The record is from RefSeq and is a predicted model, not a curated record. Lineage: Eukaryota; Fungi; Ascomycota; Dothideomycetes; Pleosporales; Pleosporaceae. The transcript has 4 exons. The coding region runs from base 1 to 567 and encodes 188 amino acids.